GGUAGCGUGUGACUUCUGUGUCUGUUUAGAGAAGAAUAAGCUUCUAAUUUCGAGUUUCUUUGUGAUUGAACUGCGUUCAGCGAGAGCCCUUGGGAAUGAUGAGAUAGAGAUGUCAGCCACCAUGUCAACCAGAAUUGGUGGCAGUGCUGGUAGCGGAGGUGGUGGUGGAGGCAGUAGCGGCAGUGUCAACCUUGAGAAGAGAUCCUCUGUUGCUCGGGAGAUGCACGUUACCACCACCCCAGGAGCCAAAGUCAGUAAGUUACGCCACCUGUUUGAGGCCCCGGCCCAAGAAGUAAAGCCCCCGUAUAAGUCCAAGAUCAACACGGCCAAUGGUGUAGCACACCCUGCACAUCGACCAUCUAGUCAGGAGUUCAACUUGAACAUAUUAGCACAUCAACAGCAGAAUGAGGACCAAUAUGAAGAGAAGUCGUCAGAGAAUAAAGGCGAUCCUAGAAUGCGGUUCCAGAAUGCACGAAUGCUCUUUGAAACCACUAACCGGGCGACAAGUCCACCAACAGCAAGGAAGAGCUCAUCCACAACAGCCAAGCAACCGCUCAGUCCACCAACCAGUCCUCAUGUCAAUAAGAAACGCUACAGCCGUAAUACAUCUACAGAAAGUACAGGGACUUGUAGCUCCGGUGAGAAUGAAUCUCCGAAGAGAACCCUUGCUGGACGGCCGUCUCCUGUUGAGACUCCAGAGAAACCGUCACGCCGCUUCGAUGCCAAGGUAUCCGAUAGUACUAGCACACGCAAUACUGGCCCAAUAUCCAAAGUAGUCCAGGAUUUUUACUCACCAAUCCAAUCAGCCAGCACAGAUCCAGUUCACAAACAGCCCCCUCAUGAGAGGACCAAGCCUUCGCCUCCACCAUCACCAAGAACAACAAAGCCUCUCCAAGGCAUUAGUGUGGAGAAUGGAGGGAUGGAGGGGACCGCUGAUGAUUUCACGGAGCCGGCAGUUGUGCGUCGUGCUCGUAUGCGCUCGUGUUCACCUGAAGAGGAGAAGAAACGUCGUAGCCUGGAUGAUCCUGUGCCUUUUGUACGGAAGGAAGUAAGUCCCACAGAUAUUCAUCAUGUUCAAGCACCCAAGACCAAGACCGUAGUCUCUGCCUCAUCCCUCAUAGCCUUAAACCAGCCAGACAUUAAUUUACGUGAAAAACUCGGUCUUGAUCUUGAAGGAGGGACACACAUGGAGGAAAGGAAAUCUCCUCUUUCUCCAACUUCUCCCACGGCCAGGAAACCUGUGGUUAUGCGUUCGGCUGGUUCCCAGCACAAGCUACGAGCAGGCAUCCGCCGUUACUCUCGGGAGUAUGAGGAAGAUGACAGCGAAGAGAUAUCCUCUGAAUACAGCACCCAGGCUUCCGCCUCUGACACUACUGUUGAAGAACGUGAGAUCACCGUGUCUGCCGCAAAAGCCGAGGAGACCGAAGCGAGCCCCUUGCGGGAUUCAAGCAUCGAGUCGACUCGGACUGAUGCCCCUGGUAGAGGCUCCCAUCUGGGGGAAUCCCAUGUCAAGGCCAACCUCUGGACUGACACCGAUGCCAACUCAGAUGCUUCCACAACAUUCCACUCACCGACGGGCCAAGUGGAUGAGCCAAAUGUUACUGCAUCCACCUAUGCAACCACUUGUCAGAGUCCUCAGAGGGACCAAAUCAAGAGCAGGGACCUUGAUAAACUAGAGAUGGCAAUGCAAACCAAAGAGACAGCGAUAAUCGACGAUGAGGAUGAAGAAGAAGAGGAGGAAUCAGAGGAAGAGACAGAGGACCAAGAGAUGGAUACCAAAGAGCUGGAGCUGCAGCUGAGCCAGGAGGCUCUGAAUAUCAUAACUGGGAGGGGGAAGUCUUCUUUCAUUGAGAUUAUCGAUUCAGCUCAGGAAGAUGAAGACGAGGAUGAGGAGGCAGCCAAGAAAGUGCUACCACAGACACAUGUUGCCGAGCUCUCUGCACUGUCCGACACCGAUGAAGAGGAUGUCUCCAACAAGAGGACAAGAAAACUCAAAUUCAGUAAGGCCCCCAUCAAGGUCUAUGAAACGUGGGCUGUUCAUGAGUAUGAUCGUAAAAAUGAAGACAUUGAUCCUAUUGCGGCCUCAGCUGAAUAUGAGCUGGAGAAACGAGUGGAGCGGAUGGACGUCUUCCCCGUGGAUCUUGAAAAAGGCGAUGAUGGCUUGGGCCUUAGCAUUAUCGGCAUGGGGGUGGGUGCAGACGCAGGACUGGAGAAACUUGGUAUCUUCGUCAAGACCAUCACUCAAAAUGGUGCAGCUCAUCGAGAUGGGAGGAUCAGCGUGAAUGAUCAAAUCAUUGAGGUGGAUGGGAAAAGCCUUGUAGGUGUCAGUCAGAGCUAUGCUGCCAGCGUCUUGAAGAACACCAGUGGACUAGUCAAAUUCUUAAUCGGUCGCGAGAAGGACAGUGAAAACAGCGAAGUAGCUCAACUAAUCUCCCAGUCCCUGCAACAUGACAAAGCCAUGAGGGAGUCCGCCCCCGUGGAAAGCCCCUUGGAGUCAAUGGUAUGGCCCUAUAACUACAACAGCUAUAGCCCCUCCUCUCUCUUCAGGAGAGCCAAUGGCUUUACCUCACCAGACGAUGACAACAUGAAGUUGGAUGCUCUGAAUGAGUCCUCAGAAGGCGAUGAGGACAGCCGAUUAGUCAUCGACACAUUUGAGCUGGACGAGAGCAUGAGCAGUGGCUCGGCCAGUAAGCCAACGUCGCCAUCCUCUGACCAGCCGUCAGACCAGGCCCUGGCAGACAUGAGGGUCAAACUCAAGGAAGCCCAGUACAAGAAUGCUGUAGCCGAGGCAGAGAUAGCCAAGCUGAAGAUACAGGUCAUGCAGGCUCAGGGUUGGGAAGCCGAAGAGACCAGACUCAAGCAUCAGAUUGAGCUCCAGGAUAAGCGACUGACCCUCCUGGAUCAGAAGCUGGAGAAGACAGAAGCCGAGCUGAACGAGGUCCGCAGGCUGCUGGAGGAAAACCAGAAUCAGUACUCGGUGCUGGACAAGAAGUAUCACAAGGCCAAGAAACUCAUCAAAGACAUGCAGAACAAGGAAGAGGAGUUUCAGAACAAAGAGAAGGCGUUUCAAGAAGAGAAGGAACGGCUGCAAGAGAGUCACAUGAGAGAAAAGAGGACAUUACAAGAAAAGAUUGAUGAGCUUGAACUGAAACUGUCCAGUGAAUCCCAAAGGGUCCGAAGUCUUGAAGGAUCUGACGGGAUUCAAGCUGACCAAGAUUCCAGCUCACCAGACAAUGGAGAUGAAGGUGUCAUCUUGAUACGGCAAUCAGCUUUACCAUCCUUUGAAGACAUUCUGGAUGCGGAGGGAGGCAAAGCCAUCCUCGUAGAUGACUCCCCCGAAGUUGAAUGGGAAUGGGACUUUGACGGGGACCAGCUAAUGUGCGCUCCUAUCAUCCCACUGGAAAGUGGCCUGGAUUUCUCUCAGGCUCCGCCCACAGAAGUGGAAGUGCAGCCAGUGGAAGAGGAGGAGGAGGGAGACGAAGACGAUGAGGAUUCGUCCGGAAAUGAGGGAGGCUAUGACGUGUCUCAGGACCCAGAGGAGGCUGAUGAAAGGGAGAAAAGCCUAGAGGCUGACUUGAAGGAAGCCCACAUGCUGCAACAGCAGCAGGCGUGGUUUGAGCACAUUCCAGACACCGACAUGCUGGACACCAGCAUGGAGAAAUCCAAGAUACAGCUGGUGACAGGCAACAACAGCAUGCUGGCCAGUCGCAAGAAGCCCACCAAAGCCCACCUUGCCCAGAAUGCACUGCAGUCACACAACUUGGUCAUGAAGCAGCCAAUCACAGAGGAGCAGCGAAGCCUAGAUCAUUUGACAAGCAAUGGCAGCCCCAGACAAGGCAGGCAUCCAGUCUCUGUCCCGAAUCUUCCAGUGAAUGGCUCCCCCCUGCUGAGACACAGAGAAGUGUCCAGUCGGGGCUCUCCCACUUCUACCAGAGUACAGGUGCUACCAGGGGGUGCCACAGUGCCAUCUAGAGAUGUGAGAUCAUCACCCAAAGUGCCUCCAAAAAAGAAGAGUAAACCAGAUAUACGGGUCACGACUGGUGAAUCGUCCAACCCUGUAGAGUACCAUAUGGACGCCGUCUAUAGACAGCUGAUCAGGGAGUUAGCAAGUGAAGGCAAGUCGGGCCAGACGUCACCCCGUCCCAUCAAGUCAGAUCUUCCUCCUGCGAUGCCCAUUCUCCGUCUUCAACCCCCUGCCUCCUCCUCUGAGGGCUUGGGUGUGACCUUAUUGUCCACCAGGUCACUGGAACAGGAGGGUGAAGGUCAGGGUGGUCAGCGAAUGUCCAGUCCACCGAGUCCUGUGAUCAAGGGGACGGCUGACGGUGAGAGAAUGGAAAUAGACCAAGAGACAACCUAUACCACCAAGAGUUCAAUCCCUGUAGCGCCGAGCACGGACAUCUUUGACUCUAUGCCCAUGAGCGAGACUGGGGGAAAGAAGAAGACAAAGAAGACUGCUAAGUAUCAGAUCUCGGCGCCUCUGCAGAGUAUGGAGCCCGGUAGGAAACCUCAUCAAAUCGAGGAUCGUCCAAUCACAGAGUGGAACACAACGCAUGUGUCCCAGUGGCUGAUGGGUAACAGCCUCGAUGAAUACAUUACUGAGUUCACAGCCAACAACAUAACUGGGCCAGUUUUGCUUACUCUAGAUGCUGCCAAACUCAAGACAUUGGGAGUGACAAGCAGUUCUGACCGUAGCCUCUUCAAGAAGAAGAUCAAAGAUAUGAAGGCACAGGUGGAGAAGGAGAAGAAAGCCAUUGCUAAGGAACACAAAAUCCGAGAGAAGAAAGAGAAAAAGGCUGCCAAGAAGCUCUUUUCUACUGCCCAGUAGAGGAGUGGUCACAAGUCCAGAUUCUUCUCAAGGAUAUCACACUUGAAUCGGUACAGUAACCUGACCGAGGAAGUUGCCAUUAUGAGAACAAUCUGAGUCAUGUGGGACAUGAGGAUAUGACCUCAGAAUAUUGUCACAUGGGAUGAGGUGACCUGUAGUCUGACCUCCAGAUUGAACUGUGACCUCGAGUAUAACAGCCUCAUGACAGCAUUGUCAUGGGUGAUGUGGAAGUCUGAUCCCUGGAUGGUGACCUUGGCACUGCAACCUUAGGCGAUGUGUCCAGUAGUAUGCUCUCUGGAUUGACCUGUGACCUAAGGAGGGUGACCCAUAUUCUGACUUUGUGAUGUAUGACCUUAGGUCCAGACACACAAUUGAAUUGUAACCUGAAAGAAAAUGAGCUAGGACAGACUUCAUGAGAUGUACGUAACAGGAAGCGUCAACUUAGCUGCGAUUCGUGUGUAGCCAUUGUUAACACUUGACCUCGAGAGUGACCUUUGUACUGUAGUCUGCAUUCUGAGGUCAGAUAGCAGGAGAGAGUCUUAAGGUGUGUGACCUGAGAGUAGUGAACUCAGUAGAAACGACCUUGGGCCAUUACCACAGCAGCUUUGACCUUGAAUACCUGUACGAGAGAAUGACCUCUCCUGAUGUCUUUAUUGUGUUCUUCUGGACACCAACAUUGUGUGCACAUUGGGCUGUUAACCUAGAAAAACACCUUUUGCAGUUCCACAGAACUACAAGGAUAUUGCCUUCAAGAAAAUGACCAUGGGGAACCUCCUUCAGAUAAUGAGUUACAGAAAGGGCCAACCUUUAAUGUUGAUAUGUGAGGACUGAGAAACAGCCGUUAAAAGCGAUUUUCCAAAUGUGACUCAACAACACUGUCAUCUUCCAAAUCAAAGUGAAGAAACCAACUGUGUUCUUAGUGUGCAUGUCUUUGCAAAUGUUCUUGAAGUCCUCUUUCCCUGCAUUCCGGUUUCAUGUCACUGAGAAAUCGUUCCUUACCUGCCUAAACGCUGUCUAUCGUUGCAGCUGCAUCCUUUCUUCAGCGUAGCAGCUUUCUGUUAAUUUGCAGCUUACAGAUAAUUUUGAGUUGAAGUCAGUGUUAUUUGUCAAGCGCUUUUGCAAAUUUUCAUUCUCAAGAUAAACUGCACAAUAAGUCAAAGCAUGCACAGAAGUGUAGAUAUUGUAGCCAGUGAUCAAUGCGAAGAAAAAAAUUGUAGCUUAGAGAAAGUUGUUUAUUGACUCAGAUUUGUGUACAAUUAUUUCGAAGCCUAGUAAUAUAUAUAUCUUCUGGUUUAUUUUUGAUAGUUGCUUUGUGUGAGUCCAGCAGAAACAGACAAAUUAUUCAGUGUUUUGUAUAGCAUGAUUUCGUGAUUUUUUGUUUUUAUUACUGAGUGAUUUUGUCAAUCACAGAUUCCUUGUCACAGUUUUCUUACCAAAUACAGUGAACUGAAAUCAAUUAUGGGAUGUAUUAGCUCGGAAAUUAAUGACUUAACAAUAGUUGUUGACAAUUUUGUCAGGUUGUGUGACCACCAGCAUGCUCAGAAUGGUGCAAUUUAUCAAUACAUCACAGCAAAUUGAAAUUUUACUUUUGCUAAGCCAAUUAGAUUUGAACAACAAGUGAAGAUUCCAGGGAGCCCAAGUUUCAAGCAACAGAAGAGAGGCUUCAGUUAUUAUUUCAAUUCUUUAAGUUUAUUAUUUCUUUUUUAAUUUCUGAAUGGCCCUUUCAGUACAGAUGCAAUAUUCCAAACACCGUCGACACACUCGUUGGCCAUCACUUCAACUUUAUACUGGAUGACAUUCCUCCCACACACACCUUUUUAAAAUUAGUAAACAGCACAGGAAAAGGAAGGAAAGAAAUGGAGAACAGAAUAAAAUAGGGGAAGGCGAAUUCCAUUCCGUUGAAAAUGGCUAGAAGUUGCCCCACCACUGUCGAUGGUUUGUCAGUCUGAGAGCCCGCUCUCUCCAAAAAAAGCUGUAUGCCCUCUCCGAAGAAUAACCUUUGAACACCCAUGGGCAUAAACUUUGAUAUCUGACUGAUGUAUGAAUACUCCCCUUUGGGAGGAAUGUAACCUGAUUAUUGGUUUAGAAAGAACACCCAAAAAAGAGCUGUGAUUGCCAUACAAAAAUUAGUUAUUUCAUGAAGAAAGAGAGAAUUAAGCAGUCAGAAUCUGAUUUUCAAAUAUCAACUCUUGCCUGGUUUGACGAGAUCGCGCUGAGAUAUGGAAUUCUCUCGGUCUCUACUGUUAAUUACUGGUAGGGUGCAGGCCGCCUACUUUGUCUUACAAAUACACCAUAUUUGCCAUACUAAAAAGCAUUACAUUUAUGGUAGAUGCACACAUACGUGUUCACUAAUUUACAGUAUAUAUUAUGUUUUUAUAUUAUGUACCUUUUGAUACUCUGCUGCCUGUAGCAAAUUUGGCAGAUUUUUUUUUAUAUGAUUUGAUAGUUUUUGUGUUCAGAGUUUGUAGAUUUUUGUUAGACAUUUCAUGUUUUGCAUAAUCAACAGUGUGAAGAGUCUCAAUGUACUUCGCAGUACUAUGUAGGAGGAAAACAUUUAUUGUGGCUGUCUUUCGGAGAUCUGCUGAAUUUAAUGGUAUGAUAUAAAUAGCUUUGGUGGGGAACAAUUUGCUGGAGAAAUUGAAGAAUAAUAUAUUAUUUGAUAUUAUUUGGAUUUAAGUUUUUACUUUUAGAUUUUAAAAUUUUCAGCAUUAAUGUUCAAAGAUUGGGUGCAGUCACAUACCAUUAGCCACGCUGCCGAUUCAUACUUUUAGGUAUAAGGGGCUUAAUCUAUUAACAGCCUAGCUCAAUCUUUUAUCUGCACUCUCGUUAUUUUUCCAUAUCAUGCCUCUCCACUUUUUAAUAAUAGUAAUAUUAAUAUGUCUUAGCGUCUUGGAUACCAGAAGUGGCUGUAUGCAGAGCGUGAGGGCGCUUUACUUUCCUGCAAAGUGGUACUUAGCAUUCGGUUGUUUCCUGCGUGCCUAAGAAAGAUGUGGUUACCAACCACAAGCAGGCGUAAGGCAGCAGAGCAGCACACAUAGCAUUUUCUCCGUUGCAAUUUCGCUCGACCCUGUCGUCCUUCAGAGGAGGGCAAUCGGAUGACCUCAUUUUUGUCGAGCACUCCCUUUUUUUUUCCUUCUUUUUUUGAUGGUGUUCGUUUGAACAAUAUAGCACGGGUCAACAUCACGUGCACGUGACACGUGCGUACUGUCUGAAGGUACGUGCGUGGAGUAGGGACAGCAGGGAGCCCCCAAUUUCCUUCACCAAAUUUUAUCAAAGGCAUUUGGUCUUUCAAGUGCGCUGUAAACUGUUGGGACGAGCUAAUAUUGCCGUUUGAUACUUCGCUUUUACUUCAUAUCGCAUAUUUAUUGGAUCUGUCUGUGCUUAACUGGCGUUUCAGCUACCACGAAUAGUCAAGUAGAAUUCUGCAUGACGUAAUGUACUGAUCACCUUUGAGGAUGUAAACCUUGUUCCAUUGUCUUGUUAGCUUGCAGUUGUGCUAUUUUAGCGAAGUGUGUGUUAAGUACCCGUCCAGUGUGCUUGGUAUCAGCCGUUUUUACUCAAACCUUUGAACGUUUGCCUUAAGGUUUUGAUUGUAUUUAUCACCCCUUUCUGUGUGUGUGUUUUGUUUUGUUGGAUUAUUGGUUUUUUUUCUUUCUUAAUUUUCCCCGAAUCUGCCGUCUUUCGAUAAAGGAAUGAUUUACUUCAUGCAAUACAACUUUCUUUUUAUUCCCGGCUUCUUUUAGUCUGAUUCCGGAAGGUAUGCAUGUACUUCUGGAUGACCAUGACUUCAUGCCAUGGCUCCGGUUUGCCCAACGUAAUCGACAAUGUUAGACUGUAGUAGUUAUUUAGUUUGAUUUUAUUUGUGUAUCUCUACAACGGAAAGAGUAUCCCGUAAGUUUUGAGAAACAAAAAUGUGAAUGGUGACGAGAUGUUAAAAUCACCCGUUACGAUGCUGAAAAAGGAGCACAGCUUACGAUACUCGUAAGCUCAAUUUUGGUGCUGAAUCACUAUUGAUAUACUCGUGUCUCGUGAUUGGUUACUCGGUUGAAAUACUUAACGAAUCACACAGUCUUCUGAUUUCAGUCUUGCUCGGGAUAGGUUAGACGAUUUAGUGAAUGAGCGACUUAUGUGCAUGCAUCCAUUUGCCCAUGCGCUUAAGCUCUUAACAGAAUCGGAAGUGAAAAACCUUGUAAAAUACGGUAUAUUUAGAGGUGUAUAUUUCUAGUAGUAAGCUACAUAAGGGAGUUAAUCACCGUGUACAGUGUAUACGCGUUUAAGAAAUGCAUGUAUAUAGUGAGUACAUGUAUUUCAACAUCGUGGUACUAAAUUCCUAUUAUCUUAAUUCGUACAAAGUUAUGCCCUGUGAAUCUGAAACCCAACCCAAUUUUUCUAUCAGUUUUAUAAGCUUGUAAUAUAAUUCUUUGGAAUCGUGGUUUUUUUCGUAAUUGGUGAUUUCAAAACCAGUAGCAGUGUACAAAGACUGUACUUAAUGAGCACUUAACACUUGUGUUGUAUUAUUUAAUCACGUGGGCUUAAAUUAUAUUUAGGUCUGAAAUCAGUGAAUGUCGGCGAAUUCGGAUCGCUUGUCUUCUCCAAGACGUGGAUAUUUUCUUUCUGUCCAACUAAUCUUUCAUUAAAAGUUCUCUUGUAUUGGGCACUCUGUAUUCCAAGAAAAAGUUGGUGUAGAAAAUAAUGAACAAAAAAUAAUAUAAGACGAGACAACAAGCAAGUCAUUAGUGUGUAUGUAUAUCGUUUCUAUAAGAUUAACUGUGUUAGUUUUUGAAAUUUUAAGAAAAUCGUUUCCUCUCACGGGGUUGGAAUGUGGGUAUUUCCAAUAUUGGUUUCGUGUUAUGAACUGUCGAGUACACGGGGAUGGUUGGUAUCUGUGGUGUGUAUCUUGUUUUUAAUGGUGUAGGGUUUUCUUCAUAAGUGAAAUUCAGUGAAGGGUGGAUAUUAAUGGCCAAUAAUAAAUACAUGACCACCAUCGUCUAGAUAUAGAA
Molecule: messenger RNA, 9825 nt
Organism: Acanthaster planci (crown-of-thorns starfish)
Lineage: Eukaryota; Metazoa; Echinodermata; Asteroidea; Valvatida; Acanthasteridae
Biological process (GO): calcium-mediated signaling; neuron projection development; actin filament organization
Cellular component (GO): actin cytoskeleton; cytoplasm; dendrite
Molecular function (GO): actin filament binding
Source: RefSeq, a predicted model, not a curated record